Molecule: messenger RNA, 1215 nt
Organism: Serendipita indica DSM 11827
Lineage: Eukaryota; Fungi; Basidiomycota; Agaricomycetes; Sebacinales; Serendipitaceae
Source: the annotation of a GenBank genome assembly
AUGGCUCGUCGACGAAAACACCGAACGCACAACAAGGGAAACGUUCCUCCCAAGACAUCCAACGGUAAUCCUGGUGACCCAAAAUCAUUUGUGAUCAAGCACGGAUCCGUGGGCUAUUCUAUUACGCAACUGGUACGCGAUAUGCGAAAGGUCAUGGAGCCAAACACUGCUACACGAUUAAGAGAGCGCACGAGAAAUAAGCUAAAGGACUAUUUGGUUCUCGGUCCAACCCUCGAGGUUACACAUAUCAUGGCAUUCUCGCUUACAGAGAAAGCACCAACGUUUAGAAUAAUAAGGCUUCCGAGUGGACCGGGCUUGAACUUUCGUAUCGAGAGAUAUUCGCUCAUGAAGGAUGUCCUCAACUCUAAAAAGCGGAAACGAAGCAAGGGACUGGAAUAUUUGACCGCUCCAUUGCUCGUUUUAGCAGCAUUUCCACCGGCUUCCCCGACUACACCACCACACCUUGCCCUACUCCUCAAGGCGUUUCAAUCAAUGUUUCCUUCCCUCUCACCACAGACCAUCUCGCUCUCUUCUGCGCGCCGCGUCGUGCUCGUGCAUUACAAUGCCGAUAGAGACACGGUCGAUUUUCGCCACUACCUCAUCACCAUCCGCGCCCAUGGCGUAUCGCGGCGCGUCCGCAAGUUACUUGAAGGUACAAAGCUCCGCGGAAACUCGGUACUUGAUCUGGGAAACGAAAAGGACGUUGCGGAUUAUAUACUCAAGCAGGCUGGUGCCGACGGGUACGAGAGUGCCUCGAGUUAUGCCAGUGAUGCGGAAGAAGGUGAUGCGAAUAAGAUAGAGUUGCCGUCAAACUAUGUCGGGAGGAACAAUCGAAAGGGCGAGCAACGCAGCGUCAGCUUGGAAGAAGUUGGGCCGAGGAUGGAGCUGAGUCUGUUGAAGAUCACAGAGGGCUUACCCGGUAAAGAAGGAGCCGUCAUAUGGCACAGAUUCAUCAAAAAAUCGGCGGCAGAAGUCAAACGUCAAAAGGCUGAGCACGCAGAAAAGGCAAAGUUGAGGGAGCAACGCAGAAAAGAGCAAGAAGAGAAUAUCGCAAGAAAGGCAGCACAGAAUGGGCAGAAACCGCCUCCUGAGGAUGCGGAAGAGGAAAAGAGCGAAGAAGAGGCAAGUGAAGAUGACAACUGGGACGACGAAGAGGAGAUUGAGAGUGAAGGGGAAGGCGAGGAGAGUGUAUCAGAGUCAGAAGAAGACGAUUGA